This is a messenger RNA of Ictalurus furcatus (blue catfish), 6294 nucleotides long. It is a transcript of the gene ppp1r3aa, whose product is annotated as protein phosphatase 1, regulatory subunit 3Aa. Gene Ontology annotation, cellular component: protein phosphatase type 1 complex. The record is from RefSeq and is a predicted model, not a curated record. The coding region runs from base 2624 to 5674 and encodes 1016 amino acids. Gene Ontology annotation, biological process: regulation of glycogen biosynthetic process. Gene Ontology annotation, molecular function: glycogen binding; protein phosphatase 1 binding. Lineage: Eukaryota; Metazoa; Chordata; Actinopteri; Siluriformes; Ictaluridae. The transcript is spliced from 5 exons.
UUAACAGAACAGACACUGUGUGGAGUGGUAAAUACAGUCAGUUCUCCUCUGAUUCAAAAUAUUCCAAGAAAUAUUUAUUUAUGAUUGCUUGUUGUUGUUUACUACAUUUUUUGUAGUAUGUAUUUUCAGUUUUUUGUUUUUUUUAAUUUGACACUUGGUUCUGCAUGUCCUUUUGUGAGAGAAACACUCGGUUGUAGAACAUUUAAGUUAACAGUGAAUAGUUUUGGUAAAGGAUGUAGUGUGAAUUAAAUGAAUUCAUUCAAUAAUAUAAUACCUAAUGAAUUCAUUAACAAAUCCAUUCAUUCAUUUCCAGUACCCACCUUAUCCUGGUCAGGGAUUUGGAGCGUAUCCUGCGGCCUGAGGCAGGAAUACACCAUGAAAUGUACACUAGUCCAUCACUCAGCACUAUGCACACACACUUUCAUUAGAAUAUACAUACCUAGAAGCAAUUUAGAGUAGUCUGUCCACCUACCAGCAUGUUUUAGGGAGCUGGGAAGAAACAAAAGAAACCAGAGGAAACCCAUGUGGACACAAGGAGUAAAUAACCCUGCAAAUGUGAGGUGGCAAUACAACCCAUUGUAUCACUGUGCUGUAUCACUUGUAAUUAUGUUGUGUGUAUUAUUUUGUAUUUUAUAUUUUAUUAUGAAAUGUCAAUGAAAUCAGUGGUUGAGUGGUAUGAGCAGUGUGUUCCCCACAUGUUUAUAAAAACCUCUGUCACUAUCGUUAUAUCUGUUUCAGUUGUAUCUGUCUCAGUGUUCCUAUACUUCUGUAUUUCCUGUUUUGGAACCUUGCCUGUUCUUCUUUUCUCAGAUUAUAGACAUUCCCAUGAUAACUCUGUCUGUCUGUGCUGUGGACAAUGGUUAGGAUUCCUGGAUUGCCCAAAAUAAACUACAUGGUGAAUUUAUGCGCUUGCUUCUGGUUCCAUACAGCAAACUGCAUAAUUCAGAUUCCCAUAGCUUUUUCUGUUAGUGUUGAAUUAUUGAAAUUAAUAUAUAGUUUUUGUCAUUACAACAGUUUUCAGCCUCUACAAUAUUCUCUCACAACCUACUGUUCACCCAAUUAUUAAUGCUAACUAUUACGGAAAUGUUAAGUUAACUGACCUACUAAUGAUACCUAUAGUGCAAUCCACUAAUAUGGGCACCCUUGGUAAAUAUGAGCAAAGAAGGCUGUGAACAUUUGUCUUUAUGGUUUAACCUUUUGAUAUUUUGUUUAAACCAUUCACAAAAAUACUCUGCUCUCAUGGAUAUCAAACAAUUGCAAACACAACACAGGUUUAUCAAAAAAUAUCUUUGUUAAAUAUAGGUGUGCAACAAUUAUUGGCAGCCUUAUGAAUUAAUAUGAGGAAAAAUAUAUUUUAUAUUCUCAUUGAUAUUUUAGAUUUCUUUUAGUACACCUGGGUGUCUAGGAACAGGAAAUAUAAAACAGGGGUAUAAAUAUGAGGUAACACAUAGGCCAAAUUCCCUUAGUCAUUCAUAACAAUGGGUAAGACCAAGGAAUAUAGCUGUGAUUUGCUGCAAAAGGUUGGUGAGCUUCACAAAAUGGGAAGUGGCUAUAAGAAAAUAGCACAAGCAUUGAAAAUGCCCAUUUCCACCCUCAGGCAAUAAUUAAGAAGUUCCAGUCAACUGGUAAUGUUAUGAAUUAACCUGGAAUUGGACGUGUGUCUAUAUUGUCUCAACACACUGUGAAGAGGAUGUUUCGAGUGGCCAAAAAAAUCUCCAAGGAUCACAGCUGGAGAAUUGCAGAAGUUAGUUACGUCUUGGGGUCAGAAAGUCUCCAAAACUGCAAUCAGACGUCACCUACAUCACCACAAGUUGUUUGGUGUUGUGCUGCUACGACAUUCAUCAAAAAACCACCAAUAGGAGGAUAUCAUAGGAUUAAGCAAAACUCAAACUAUAGCUACACAAAUAGUGUCCAUGGUAGUAAAUUUCCUUUAAUCGCAAGUUUAUUGUUAGAGGAUCUUCAACGUAUAAGCUGACAUGAAGAACACAUUAUCACACAGUCUGUUACAGAAUUCAGCCAAGAUUCUAUUGGGAUCAUCUUGUACAGUGUGACAAGUAAUAAUCUUAUAAUACUGUAAUAUCACAGUGAAAAAUAUAUAGCAACAAAGAAAUUACCCUCAGUACAAAAACAUAAGUAGUAAAUUAUGACAUUGCUGGAGCAAUGAAGCAAUGUUCUUGUACUAAGGAACUAGGCUGAAAUUCUUUUUGAAAAGAAAAGUGUGACAAUGAAUGGUCUUUACACAAAUAGCCAAGACACAUAAAACAAAAUCUUUGGUCAAAGAAAGGUGUACAUUAUGGUGGAAAGUUAUUCCACUAAUUUAAUAAAUAUUAUAUUAUCAUAAGUUGCUUUCUAGAAUUCUCUCUACUUAUCAGGCUUAUUACCUGGGUCACAAGAGCACAUGCUCUAUCAGGUUGUUGUCUGUAGAGGGAAGACUAACAUUCAUGGACAGAGGAUCAUGGGUAGUCAGACUAUUUUUAAGCCUGGCACAGCAUAGUGUUUGGCUGCAACCUGAGUGGGUAUGAGUCACGGUAUCUGAGGUAUCAGUGGACUGGAACUUUCCUGCCUCCCCUGUCUCUCAGUCAUAUGCCGUGUAGGAAUAUCGGUUGACGAGCCUGGAUGUGCCAUGGCUUCCUGCUACACUGAGCCGUCGACACUCAGUGCCUGGAUACAAGAUGAAGAUGAGGACGAGAAAGAGAAAGAGACAAAAUCUCCACAAAUGAGCUCAAGUGAUGAGUCUGAUGAGUCGGAACCUGAGCCAUCAUUGGCUCCUGUAGUGCGAAGGAAGGUUUCUUUCGCAGAUGCCUUUGGCUUGGACUUGGUUUCUGUUAAGGAGUUCGAUAACAGAGUUGAGGGUGUUGAAGGGAGAGAGGGAGAGGAGUACCACCUGUCCUGCAUCUUCAGUGUCCCAGCCUCGGAUGAGGAGCUGAAGCUUCGGCUUCAGCAGAACAAGCUGGAGCUGGAGGGCAUUGAGCUCCUGCCUGGCUCCACCACCAUCCGUGGCACUGUCCGUGUGCUUAACCUCUCUUAUCACAAGGUUAUUUAUGUACACACUACUUUGGAUGGCUGGCAAAGCCACUUUGACCAGCUAGCUGAGUAUGUUCCUGGCUCCAGUGAUGGAGAGACAGACCGCUUCUCCUUCCAACUCACCCUGAUGCCUCCCUUUCCACUUGAUGGUGUACGGGUGGAGUUCUGCCUCUGCUAUGAAUCCUGCUCCGGAAUCUUUUGGGCAAACAAUGGAAGUAUGAACUAUGUGCUCUUCUGCCAUCGGAGAAAACGGAGAGCACUGAAAGAGAAGGAGGGAGGGAAAGAAAGGGAGACAGAAGAGAAUGAUCAAAAGGGAAAAAAGAGCUGCUUGAAAGCGAUCAAAAAUGGCAGUUGUGCUGAGUCGAAGCCCUCAGACAUGAGCAGCGAACACUCAGAGCAAGAGUCAAACAGGUCUGUAGAGACCAAGAAAUGGAAAAUUCAGCAAACAGCAGAAAGUCCAUCAAGAGAUACACUACAGGAGAGCUGUAAAACUUUGGGUUGCGGGGAACCUGGAGCCUAUCCCAGGGCGCAUCGGGCACAAAGUGGUGUUCACCCUGGACAGGGUGCCAGUCCAUUGCAGGGCACAAUCACACACCUCCAUCCAUCCAUCCAUCCAUCCAUCUUCAACCGCUUACUCCUUUUCGGGGUCACCGGGAACCUGGAGCCUAUCCCAGGGCGCAUCGGGCACAAGUCUGAAAGACGGAACAGACGACGAGCAGCUAAGUUGGCACACUUGCAAGACUAUCUCUCUCAUAGGGAGACAGAAGUCCAGCUAGUUCAACCUUCAGAUCAAGAAAAAUCAAAGAGAGAUUUAAAUGUGGUAUUACCCAUGCCACAGCAUAGUAUUCCAGUGAUGACAGACACUUCUAGUACACUUAAAGUAUGCAGCAGAAAGGAGCAAAAUGGGAAUACAUCAUUGAUUCUACCUGACCAUCAGAUUCCCUUACUUCCCCAGGACUGGGGUAAAAAAAUCUCAUCUCCAUCUCCGUCUCAUACAACCACUUCUGACAUCAUCAGUGGAACAAGGUUGGAUGUUCUUGACAAAAAACAAAUAGAUGAUGUGUCAAUAGAAUUGUCAAAUGAUGCCUGGAAAGCUUUCCUCAAUUGCACAGAUAGUUUAGACAACCACAACAAUGCUUUGGACCAAAAGUGCUUGCUUUGUUUUGCAGGGUCCAAUGCCUCCCAACCCUCAAAUACAGAAUAUGAUGUGUCCAAUAUAGGGGAAAACAUAUUAUCAGUGUGGAAUAGCCAGGAAGGUGCUGUGACCAGUGGGAAUGGGUCACACCAAUGCUUUAUAGCAAUGGAAACUCUGGAAUCUGAUCCUGCUAGACUGUCACAAGCUCUUGACACCAGUCAUUUCAUUGAGGUGUUAAGUUAUAAGUGUCCUGAAAAGGCACAGAUCAGUUCUAAAGCAUACACUGCCCAGAAAUCAGAAUCAAUCUGGGUUCAACUGAGGCCUGGUGUCACUGAGGACCCACAUGAGGGACACACAAUUAGUGAAAGGCCUUUUAGUGAAGACGAGCCUAUGCUAUUAACCAAACCAGGGCAGACAGCCAAAGUGAAGGAUGCCACAGACCCACUGAAUUCCAAACCAGGACAUAGUGUUUUGCUUGAAGAAUGUGCAAGCAGUACAGGUUUCUUAAACACAGAAAUGAAGGUGAAAGGGGACACACACAGAGUAGUUCAAGACACUUUGACAUUUACGGGGAUCAGGAGUGAACCUUUUACAGACAGUAGGGAGUCUUUAGAAAGACAGCAUAUACAUGAAAGUGGAGAACCAAAGAAAAAGAAAGAGCAUAUCAGGGAAGAAAAUGAGAAUGAAUCCCAAAUGAAAAGAAUAUCUUGGACUGAGUAUUCUGAAGGAGCUUUAGUGGUACUAGAAAGCAGAUUGCAAGAAGAUGACAAGGAACCAUCCCAUCUAAAAGAUGGGAACACAGAAAUUUGGAUUUCAUCAAGGACAAGUGUGGUGUUUGAUGAAGGUGAACAACAGACUGAAUGUCUCAACAGAGGAGAAGAGGAGGCUGUGUGUUAUGAAUUAGAGAAAAAGGGAUUCUCUGACUCCAGUGAGAGGCAAGGAGAAGAAAUAUCCUCUGUGGAAAAUAUAGCUGAUAGAGAAUGUGAAACUGGUUUAAAGACUGAGGGUCAGGGUAUGUAUGGAAGGCAGAGUGAGGGUGAUGACUACAUAGAUAAGGCACUACAUGGAGAACAACACAAGCUUCAAAGUUCCCCUGAAACCUGCCCACAUACACACAAUCUAUGUAUAACCAGCCAGACCAAUAGUCCAUCUGGGCACUUCACCUGGAGUGAAGGUGAGCUUCUUUUUCCUGCCCCUCACAAGGGUUUUGAGAGUAAGGAGACUCUGAGGUAUAGGGUAGCUCAGGACCUCCAGGAUCCAUGUGUGAGGACUGAUUGCUCAUUCUCCAAGACAGCUUCCCCCACAAUGUCAAGCUGGUUGCUGGUGUGCUGGGCCAAAAUCUCUACUCUGAGCUACAUCGCUGGGGCCCUCUUGUGUGCCAUCCUGUUUGUGAUCUUUGCAACUGCUUAUUUGCAUGACCUCCCAGUUUGCCUGGCCAUUUACCUGUUGUCUGCAUACUGGUGGUGUAGACAGGGCAUGAAAAAGCAUGUGACCACAGCUGACAGUGUGGACUGACAUCAGUAAAGGAAAUGAUUCACUUUAAGGGCCCAACAUCUGUCGUCUACAUGUACCCAAGUGGGGUUUCUUUCUUCUGAUGAUGUUGUUUUCCUAAAUAAAAUAAUUUGAUGUUCAUUUCUGAAGGGCAGCUUCCUCCAUUUUGUGAAGAUGGUGAAUAUAACAUAUCAGUGCUCAAAUGUCUGAGGCCUGGAUAUGACACCAAAUUAAUGUAGAAUCUUUCUUUGUGCUGAUAAACAUCGUACAAGUCUUGCUUUUGCAGACUCUCAAGAGUCAACUUACAUUGGGAAUGUUUAACAUUCAUUUCAUUUUAUUAUUAAUUACUAUGGUAUAUUUUACUUACAGUGAUUGAUAUAUUACAUUUCAAUGGCCCCAAUUUGCAUAAAAAAUUCUGUAGCACAGAUGUGUGACUUUAGCAGCUCUAAGUUUCUAAAAAUGAACCAGCACAGCUUCAGUAGCAGAUCAUUUGUUGUAGUUUAUCCAAUGAAAUGCAUUUAUAUAAAAUAUUUAGCUGAAGGCAGCACAUCAGACCAGAGACUAGCUAGAGGGCUAGAUACAUUAGAUCAGAAAGAGGAGAGUUUUCACAGAUUUUCCUCUGAGCUGAUUAGUGAACUGAAGAC